AUGACACAAUCCUAUCAAAUCAAGGACAUGCCCUUAACCUCAGGCCUCGACAAAUCCUGGGCUUCCUUCCUAAAGUCUGCACCUCGUCUCCGCCUCAACACCUUGGACUUCUCCGACCUGUGGGAUGAGGAGGACCUGGGAUUGGACAGCGCUGAGGAAGACGGAGGCACCUCGACCAAUCAAACCUCAGCAUGUCUCCAAACUCCACCCCCUCCUCCUCCCAUGCCACUCUCAGCUCCUCCCCCUCCCCUGCCCCCAGGACAUGCCUCUCCCAUGGGGAAACCUUCUGGUUGUCGUACCCUAAAGCUCCACUGGAGGGCGCUCCAGAGCCUGCCCCUCCUGCCCAGGGUUUGCCGCUUUGGGCCCCAGACCAUCUGGGCUGGGCUGGAGCCUGUGCACCUUGACACCAACCGGCUGGAGUACCUGUUUGAGACCAAGGGAAAUGGCUCCAUCUGCAGUGUGCUGACGGGAUGGCAGGUAAGAGUUGAAAUCAGAGAUCUCUUGAGUGCUCUGCAAUCCAAUUUCUUGGUGCUCUGGCUAAUUAUGUAAGGCUAAUUUUGUAAGGUAUUCUGGCUAAUGUUGUGUACCUGGAGAGGAACAAACUGUACAGACUCUACUCUGUGCUGUAAACCAUCUCUCUCUCUCCCUUUCUCUCCCCCCACCCAUCUCUUCCAGAAGCAGCCGUCUGUCUCAGUUCUGGGGGUGAAACGGAGUAACAUCAUCACCAUUGCCCUCAGUAGCCUCCCUCCUCCCCGCCUGCUGCCUCCUGCCAUUUACACCAUGGACUGUAGUGUGCUGGACAGAGAGGACGUACAGGUUGAAUCUCCACUACAGACGACUAUCAUGACUCACUGUGUAUUUUGACUCCAUAUAUAGUGACCUUUCACUGAUAAAUCAUAAACCACUGCAAAGACAACAUUGAAAAUACAAUGAGGCUAAUUGUAUUAUGCUGUAUGUCACCUUCCUCACUGCAUCUUAUACUAGUAGGAGGACUAACUUUUACUCCACUUACUGCCAACUCAUCUCUACCACAGUACAUCAGCCUGUACCAUACUAUAGGCAUACCUUCUCCACUGACUUUCACAUCCAUCUUAAUCCCUUCUCUCUCUCUCUCCAUCCAGCGUCUCCAGUCCCUGGUCCCCAGUGAAGAGGAGCUGUCUCUGAUCAGGAAGGCCCAGGCCGAGUCCCCCCACUCACCUCUUGCCCCGGCUGAGCUCUGUCUCCUAACCCUGGGGGAGAUCACUUACCUGAGCCCCAGGCUUCAGCUCUGGGCCUUCGCUCAGGACUAUGACACCCUGGAAAGAGUAGGUGUCCGAGUGUCAUAAAACAGAAGGCAGAAUAAGUGAUUAGAGGAGGUGGAGGAUGGAUGGAUGGAUGGAUGGAUGGAUGGAUGGAUGGAUGGAUGGAUGGAUGGAUGGAUGGAUGGAUGGAUGGAUGGAUGGAUGGAUGGAUGGAUGGAUGGAUGGAUGGAUGGAUGGAUGGAUGGAUGGAUGGAUGGAUGGAUGGAUGGAUGAAUGGAUGGAUGGAUGAAUGGAUGGAGAAUUGAUAAGGUGCUGUCACCUUGUGGAAUUAUGGUUUAUUACAGAGGUGUUGUAGAGCUUUUUAACGUUGAACAGUGAUGCAGGGUCGUAUUCAUUAGGCCACAAACGGAAGAAAACGGAUUGAAAGAAGGAGGGACUACUUUAACAUGUCCAAUAAGAAUUACAAGUCCCCCCCACACAUUUUUAAAAAUAAGUUUUGCUACUGUGUGCACUAAUGAAUACAACCCUGAUUUCUUUAAUACUUGGGUGCACUGAAGUUAUUUGACAGUUUUGACACUUAUUGUGAAUGUGUUGCUUACGUAUUGCUGUAUGUUAUUUAUACAACCAGGAAAUUGCAGAGCCUCUCUUCCACUUGAAGCUUGCCAUGGAACAGCUGGCAGCCAAUCAGACCUUCAGAUGCAUCUUGGCCACUGUGCUAGCCAUUGGUAACUUCCUCAAUGGAUGCAAGGUGAACAACAUACCACCAUCAACUCCUUUCUAUUUGUCUAGUUUCUCUUUUUCAGUGUUGUUGCAGUGAUCUAUAGCUGUUUUGCUAGCACAGACUGGAACAUGUUCCGGGAUUCUUCAGAUAGCAUUGAGGAGUACACCACAUCAGUCACUGGCUUCAUCAAUAAGUGCAUCGAUGACGUCGUCCCCACAGUGACCGUACGUACAUACCUCAACCAGAAGCCAUGGAUUACAGGCAACAUCCGCACUGAGCUAAAGGGUAGAGCUGCCACUUUCAAGGAGCGGGACUCUAACCCGGACGCUUAUAAGAAAUCCUGCUAUGCCCUCCGACGAACCAUCAAACAGGCAAAGAGUCAAUACAGGCAGGACUAAGAUUGAAUCGUACUACACCGGCUCUGACGCUUGUCGGAUGUGGCAGGGCUUGAAAACUAUUACAGACUACAAAGGGAAGCACAGCCGCGAGCUGCCCAGUGACACAAGACUUCCAGACAAGCUAAACCACUUCUAUGCUCGCUUCGAGGCAAGCAACACUGAAGCAUGCAUGAGAGCACCAGCUGUUGCGGAUAACUAUGUGAUCACGCUCUCCGCAGCCAAUGUGAGUAAGACUUUUAAGCAGGUCAACAUUCACAAGGCCGCAGGGCCAGACGGAUUACCAGGACGUGUACUCCGAGCAUGUGCUGACCAACUGGCAAGUGUCUUCACUGACAUUUUCAACAUGUCCCUGACUGAGUCUGUAAUACCAACAUGUUUCAAGCAGACCACCAUAGUCCCCGUGCCCAAGGACACUAAGAUAACCUGCCUAAAUGACUACCGACCCGUAGCACUCACGUCUGUAGCCAUCAAGUGCUUUGAAAGGUUGGUCAUGGCUCACAUCAACACCAUUAUCCCAGAAUCCCUAGACCCAAUAACAUUUGCAUACUGCCCCAACAGAUCCACAGUUGAUCCAAUCUCUAUUGCACUCCACACUGCCCUUUCCCACCAGUACAAGAGGAAAACCUACGUGAGAAUGCUAUUCAUUGACUACAGCUCAGCAUUCAACACCAUAGUGCCCUCAAAGCUCAUCAAUAAGCUAAAGAUCCUGGGACUAAACACCUCCCUCUGCAACUGGAUCCUGGACUUCCUGACGGGCCGCCCCCAGGUGGUAAGGUUAGGUAACAACACAUCUGCCACACUGAUCCUCAACACGGGGGCCCCUCAGGGGUGCGUGCUCAGUCCCCUCCUGUACUCCCUGUUCACCCAUGACUGCAUGGCCAGGCACGACUCCAACACCAUCAUUAAGUUUGCCGACGACACAACAGUGGUAGGCCUGAUCACCGACAACGAUGAGACAGCCUAUAGGGAGGAGGUCAGAGACCUGGCCGUGUGGUGCCAGGAUAACAACCUCUCCCUCAAUGUGACCAAGACAAAGGAGAUGAUUGUGGACUACAGGAAAAAAAGAGGACUGAGCAUGCCCCCAUUCUCAUUGACGGGGCUUUAGUAGAACAGGUUGAGAGCUUCAAGUUCCUUGGUGUCCACAUCACCAACGAACUAUCAUGGUCCAAACACACCAAGACAGUCGUGAAGAGAGCACGACAAAGCCUAUUCCCCCUCAGGAGACAGAAAAUAUUUGGCAUGGGUCCUCAGAUCCUCAAAAAAUUAUACAGCUGCACCAUCGAGAGCAUCCUGACUGGUUGCAUCACCGCCUGGUAUGGCAACUGCUCAGCCUCCGACCGCAAGGCACUACAGAGGGUAGUGCGUACGGCCCAGUACAUCACUGGGGCAAAGCUUCCUGCCAUCCAGGACCUCUAUUCCAGGCGGUGUCAGAGUAAGGCCCUCAAAAUUGUCAAAGACUCCAGCCACCCUAGUCAUAGACUGUUCUCUCUGCUACCGCACGGCAAGCAGUUCCGGAGUGCCAAGUCUAGGUCCAAAAGACUUCUCAACAGAUUCUACCUCCAAGCCAUAAGACUCCUGAACAGCUAAUCAUGGCUACCCGGACUAUUUGCACUGCCCUCCCACCCCCACCCCAUCUUUUUACGCUGCUGCUACUCUGUUAAUUAUUUAUGCAUAGUCACUUUAACUCUACCCACAUACAUAUUACCUCAACUACCUCAACUAGCCGGUGCCCCCGCACAUUGACUCUGCACCGGUACCCCCCCUGUAUAUAUAGCCUGCCUACUGUUAUUUUAUUUUACUUCUGCUCUUUUUUUCUCAACACUUUUUUUUUUAUUGUUGUUUUAUUUUACUUUUUUUUUUUUAAAUAAAUGCAUUGUUGGUUAAGGGCUGUAAGUAAGCAUUUCACGUUCAUGUAUACACCUGUUGUAUACGGCGCAUGUGGCCAAUAAAAUUUGAUUUGAUUUGAUAUCUUUCCUCUGUCUAAGUCAGCGCUUCCCAAACUCGAUGCACGUUUUUAUUUUUUACACUACACAGCUGAUUCAAAUGAUCAAAGCUUGUUGAUUAGUUGAUUAUUUGAAUGAGCUGUGUAGUGCUAUGGCAAAAACCAAAACGUGCAUCCCUUGAGGUCCUGAGGACCGAGUUUGGGAAACCCUGGUCUAAAUCCUAGCAAUCUAACUUUCUUUCUCGCCCCUCUCUCUCUCUCCUCAUAUCUCUCUACUAGAACGAGUAGAGGAGCUCGAGUCUCAGUACUAGCUCGGAUAAGCUAGGUCUCUCUACCUUAGUCUCGCUCUCUGUUCGACCUCUUCCUGUUCUCUCCCUCUCUCUACCUCUCUCUCUCCCCCUCUCUCUAGGCCAGUGGUUUUGAGUUGAGUUACCUGGGGAAGCUGUCUCAGGUCAGAGAUACACACUCCCGUCAGCCUCUGCUGCACCAUAUGUGUGUUCUGCUGCUGCAGCUCUACCCACAGUCCUCAGACCUCUACUCUGAUAUCACCUCUGUCACCCGCGCCAGCAAGGUGUGUGUGUGUGUGAGAGAGAGAGAGUGAAAGACAGAGUGAGUAGUGUAUAUCUAUGUGUUAGUGUGUGUGUGACCACUCUGUCUCUCUCCCAGUGUGACUACACCCAGGUCCAAUCCAGCCUCUCACAGCUGGAGGCCCUUUGCAAAUCAUCAUGGGACCAGCUGCGUCUGCUAGAACGGGAGGAUCAGAAGAAGAGAGGAGGACGAGACAGAGGAGGGGAGCGGGAGGGCACCCUGCGGCAGAGGUUACCUACGUUCCUGAAGGAAUGUGAGGACAGGCUGAAGGUACUGAGAGCUGUCCAUCGGAGGGUUAUCAACAGGUGAUGUCUGAAUAUUGUAACUUGUGUAAGAGUGUAACUUUACUUAAAUUACUUAAUACGAUACUUUACAUUAAGGUACGCUUAAAAUGAUGUUUAAAGGGCUUAUAAGUAGUUUAUAAAGUUGAUUUGAUUAGUUUAGAGGUUCAUAAAUCUGGAAUAAACAGAUAUUACACUAAAAUUGGGUGGUUGUUGUUUCUCUCUCUUUUCCUCCCUCCCGCUAUCUCUCUCUAUCUCUCUCGCUCACACAACCCAUUCUCCUCGACUCUCUUCUACAAUAUCUUCCUCCUCUCUCUCUCCGCUUCCAUCUACCUCUCUCACGCUCUCGCUCCUCAUCCUCAUCUCUCUCUCUCCUCAUCUCUCUCUCUUCCUCUCUCUCUCUCCUCUCUCUCUUCUCUCUCUCUCUCCCUCUCUCUCUCUCUUCUCUUCUCUUCUCUCUUCUCUCUCUCAUCCAACCUUCUUCUCUCUCGGUCUCUCUCAUCUCUCUCUCUUUGUUUCUCUUAUCUCUCCAUCGUCUAGACUCAACUUCUGCAGACGUUCACACUUCCUUUGAAUUUCUGGCUACCUCUCAGUCACGAUGGUGAGAGAGACGAAUGCGGAGGACUCGAAGAACGCGUCAGAGCGAUUCCCUCUGGAACUACAGACCUAACCCUCUCUCUCCCAUCCUGCACAGACUCGGUGAGGAGGGAGAGGAGGGAGGCGAGAGAAGGAGGGAAGACAGAGUCCCGCGGUUACCUGCAACCAAGGAGCAACACAAACACCACUACCAUCACCACCACCACCAGACACCUUCUCAGGUAGAGACUGAGGGGAGAGCGAGAGAGAGGGAGAGAAGGAGAGAACUGACAGUAUCACUAAAACCAGGAGUGUAUUCAAUAGGAACCAAAUGGAAGCAAACAACCGAAACGGGGAGGGACUAACCUGAACUUGUCCAAUAAGAUACUUUUAUUUGUUGCAAAACAUUUUGUUACGGUGUGCACUAAUGGAUAUGGUAGUUGAAGUGGAUGGUCGUUUAAAGCUGGGAUCCGCGAUAGGCGAAACAGCGCCACUGGCUGCCCCAGGCACAUUUGUUAUUGUUUUUGUUUUGAGGAAAUUAGCAUCCAGCAACAUGGUAGAAAAAAAAUCGUAGUACAUACUCUGCUGUUCUAUUGCGCAUGCAAUGAUGUGCAAUGCUGGCCGAGGGGAAAAAACGGGUCUUGAAGUGACGUCUUUGUCAUUGUUGUUACUAACUCAGUGGCCUUGUGGUUAGAGUUUCCGCCCUGAGUUUGGAAGGUUGUGAGUUCAAUCCCUGGCCGAGUCAAACCAAAGAAUGAAAAAAUGGGACCUGAUGCAUCUUUGCUUGGCACUCACCAUUAAGGAGCAAGAUUGGGGGUAAUGCCUUGUGAUAGACUACGGUCCUGUCCAGGGGGUGUACUUGUACAUCAAGUUGCCUCACACUACAGAAACAGGCUAAGGCUUGUGCAAAGCUACUUACUUUGUUGUAGUAAUAUCUCAAAUGGAUGUGGCAGAUUCACUGCUAUGGAUUCCGGCUUUAAGUGGAACUACAAAUGUAUACAUAAAUUAUAAGUAGCCUACUAAUAUCUGUGUUUUUAUGAAUUUCUCAUUUUCAUAACUGUAUGUUGUUAAUUCCUCAGGAGAGCUUGGAGCAGUGCAAACUAGAGGAAGUAUUGAAGACCCCAGAAUCUGACUUUCAGUUAGAUUCUACCCUUCCACGCCACCGCAGUAAGAAGACUGAUAUCAGAGGUACACACACACACAGAGAAAUGUACACACACACACACACACACACACACACACACACAAACUCACCUUACCUAUUUUUUGGUGUUUCAGGUCCACUCUCCCAGAAGCUGAAGUGGUGACAUAUGAAGUGAAGUGUGUCGUCUGUCCUGCAUUUCUGUCUAUAUCUGUUUGUCAUACGUUUUGAAGAAUCAUGCUUUGUUAUUACUACACAGGUGACUAUAGUCACUGUAAAUGCAUACUGUUUAGCAUACCAUAGUCCCUGUAUGCUGUAUGCUACAAUCUUAUAAAAUAUUCUGUCAUGCACUUCAACAAGCACAUAGGCCUACUUAUUCUCAUUCACAAACACAAUCUUAUCCACAGUCAGACUAACACAGCAGUAUGUAAAAUAAAUAUGUGUAAAUAUAUGUGAAACAUAAAAAACUUGC
Molecule: messenger RNA, 7360 nt
Organism: Coregonus sp. 'balchen'
Lineage: Eukaryota; Metazoa; Chordata; Actinopteri; Salmoniformes; Salmonidae
Source: the annotation of a GenBank genome assembly